AUAAUCCUCUGCUUUGCGUAGGCCUUGAACAGUUUUAUAAGCUCAUUUUAGGCUUUGGUCAUGGCUGAUUGAGUGUUUAGGCCGACCGUCAAAUCUCGACAACAGACAGACAGCAGUGGUUUAAAGCGUGGGAGGAGGUGUUCCGGAAGCGAGACUGCAGCGCAUCAUCAUCAUCAUCAUCAUCAUGGCACAGGCGCUCGGAGCAGUGUGUGUGCAUGCGGCAUUACUGUCUCUCCCAUCUCUGGCAUUUUAACAAGGGCUGCUUCUGCAAGAGGGGAAACAAGGAUAUGGACAGUCAUGCUCAAAGUUGCGAAUAUCAAGCUUGUAAAGUCUGACCAGUUCCUUUUAUUAUUGCUAUUAUUAUUAUUAUUAUUAUUCGUGUAUGCUGUGUGAAUGUGAACUUUACUCGCAUCCCGGACAAACGUCGUGUAUCAGAGCAUCUCCGUUGAUGUUAUUUAAACCUUCCAGCCCGUUAGCAGCACCGCUCAGCUGGUAUGAAAGAAGAGCAUCACUACCAGACGAAACAACGCGUAAAUCUGAAAGAGGAAAUGAAUCGUCUUUGUUCUGUUAAUAAUAACUUCCCAUAUGAUAACAACCUCCUUGUGCUGGAUAUGGUACUUAGCUCACUUUGGGCAACGCCUCAGCCAAUUAAUUGGGAGAAUGUUGCCAAGUUGGUGCCUGGUUUCACACCUAAAGAGUGUGCACGAAGGUUUGAAGAACUGAAGACUACAGGCAGUUUUCCUCAUGUUGAUGAGCAGUGUAACCCACUGACAAGAGCGGCGGGCUCUCCAUCUGAACCCUUUCCCUCUUACAUCAAAUCCAAUCUAUUGGACAUUACUGGAGAAACAGGGGAGCCACAGUCCAAUCAGGGCACUCUCCCAGUUUCAGGCCUCACUGUUAUCACUAAUGGUCGAGGAGGCUCUGCAGAAAGUGAUAGUACAGAUCCUGCAGAGAAGGUUGAGAGGACAGAAGAGUGUAAAAGCCCCAACAUGGUAAUCCACGUGUGUGAUGAGGCAAAGAACCUGAAGCAGGACUUUGUGUGUCCAAGAAACCUGCUGGUGAGAGAGAUGCGUUACUUUGAAGAGUAUCUGUCUGUGGACCCACAGCGCUGGGAGGAGGUGGACAUUUCGGUCCACUGUGACGUUCAGAUCUUCGACUGGCUCAUGAACUACGUCAAGAGUCAUGACACCGAACAUUCACAUGGAAAACACCUCGACAAGCCCAAAUUGGAGCACAGCAAUGUCAUCUCAAUCCUGAUCUCCUCCGAGUUCUUGAAGAUGGAAACUUUAGUUGAGGAGUGUAUCCAGUAUUGUCACAAACACAUGUGUGCCAUUAUAGCAACGCCAUGCAAUAUGAACUGCAUCAACAACAAACUGGCUGGACGCAUCGCUGAUCUAUUCAGCCACAGUGAGGCAGAUGACCUCAAGGACAAAAAAGACAAAUUCAAAAGCAAACUGUUUCAGAAGAAGAUUGAGAGAUUGUUUGAUCCUGAUUAUCAGAAUCACGACUCUCCUGGCAACGCAUCUACUAUGUACCGAUGUGGACUUUGCCUUAAGCUUCUAACCAAAGAAACUGAGAGAAAAAUCCCUUGUGUACCAAACAAAAUCAACAUAGACACCAGAGGGAACAUUAUAUUCAGUCACACCAGACAUAAGGCAUGGGAGGUACAUGAGUAUGUAAAUGGACUUUAUGAAGAGUUGAAGUCCUGGGUGCUGGUCUACUGGAGGAUCUGGGGCACCAUCAAUUUCCUCAACUGCGCAUGUUGCAAAAGGGUAUUCCUGUGUACAGAGUUGAGCCAAUGUAAGUACCACCCAGAGGCGGUUGUGUAUCCUGGAAUCGGGGCAGAUCAAAAAUGGCACGGCAUAGGUCAUUACCCCUGCUGUAACCAGAGAGUCCUACGAUUCGACCCCUCCUCCAUGCCCAAGGGCUGUAAAAUAAGAGACCACAUUGUGAGUGCGGCAGAUUGUGGAGAAUGCGGCGAUCACAAUGUAAACUCAACCCAGACCAGAAUGCUGAAUGACCUGCUGCUACACAGAGAGGCUGUGUGUGUGCCCGAGAGCUCCGAGGACCCUUCUGCAGGCAGUGAACGCGUGUCAGGCUGUGAUAUAACACUUCAGCCAGGGGUGCUUACAGCUCACAAUGCCAGGGAAACCACAGCUUUUUCACUGUUAAAAAACUGGAGUCUGCAGCUGUGGCAGCAGUCUCUGCUGUCUGAAGAUGAGGAGUACACUACAGGGUCAGAGGUCACAGAGGAUGAGGUUGGGGAUGAAGAAGACACUUUAAAAAAACAAGCUGCAAAGAAGGCAAGAAAAUCUGGCAAACCAUUGAAAAGACAAGUGUCCUCACCAAAUGUCCAGCGGAAAGAGAAAGCUGUAGAGAAGGUGCCUUCUCGAGACUCAACCCCAUUCAUCGUCAGCGUCCAGAAGAAUAAGUGGGAUAGCACUCGCUCCAUGAGGUACAAUCAGGACGCUCAGCGGGAGGAGGAUCAGAGGAGAAUGGAGGAGAUUAUAGCAAAUCUCACUAAAAUGCGCUUUGGUGACCAAGAGCAGACGAAGUUCAAAGACACUAAAGAGCCUGCUGGGGGGAUCUAUUCUAGACUGGAGGCCCAGUUUAAGGCCUCUUCUCAGCCCAGUGGAAGACACAGCAACUCAGAGAAAACUCUAAGAGCAAAGACACGCUCUGGGCCAUCGAGACCAACUUAGAGGAAAGAUGGAGUUGAGUGAAGGAGUUUGUGAAAGGAGGACCAAAGAGGUUGCUCUGUUUAAUGAGGCAGAAUAAACUAUAGCUCUCUUCGUCCAUCCUUUACUCCACUCCUCACCCCCCUCUCUCCAGCCAGACACAACAGGAACAACAUUAGAAUCCGUUACAAUCCUGUCAGAAGAAUAGAAUGCUGGCGGAUUCGGUGAUGUCAUAAUUGUAGCUAUAGAACCUUAACAAUGGACCUAAUAGAACCUUCAGUUGCACUGCUAACAAUGCAAGCUUUUGGCUGCUAUUGAAUUGGUUGCACCCACAAAAAAAUAUCUAUGUAUCAUCUUCCUGCAUCUGUACACAUCACACGAGUACUGUUGGACUCUAUUUUGCAUCUUUUGCUUUAUCUAAUCUCUUUCUGCCUCAGGAUGCAUUCCAGCCUCAGUGUAUUUUAAUGUCCAUGCUCGAUUCUAGCCGACUCAAUUGACCAGACGAAGCUCAUCUCCAUGGUACUGACCCUGCACUUUAAGCCGUCUUAAUGCAAUGACUCAAACCUGUAUAAUACGCCAAGAAGACUCUAGGGUAGAGAGUGACGCUCACCAUUAAAGUCUAAUACCUGUGAGGACUACGACUAUGUUGUACUCCAGAGCAAUCAGAACUGUGCCAUGUGGACUUAUUUGAUGUGGACAGAUGGGGUAGAAUACAGAAUAAAUAGUCAUAUAAAAUAAGUCUGUCUCUCUCUUUUUUUUUUUUUUUUUUUACUGUUUUACUUGUACAACUUUAGAAUUGCUUAAACAUUACAACCUCAGAAAAAAAAGAUUUUGCUGUUAUUAUAAAAUGGGUAAUUCCCUGAUCUUUUUUCUGAGAAACGUAUGUCUAUAAUUCCACAUUCCUUUGUAACCCAACAAUUAUCAACUAUUAAAAUAAAGAAAGUAUUAGUUGUUUAUCUCAUGAUCAGUCAGUCAUAUUACUAAAGAGGAAUUCCAGCACAACUGUCACCAUGACAACAGGAAGAGGAAAUAGAAUGUACUUCUGUAUGUGUGAAGGAAGGUGGGGGGACCUUUUGAGUUGGUCUGCUUUUUUUGUGACAGUCAGUGUUUGAGCUCAGUCAGGCUGGGUUACAAUAUUGGGCCACCUGCCAGCCAAGUACACACAUGAUCAUGUGUUAAUUCCCCCUUUAUCAAAUCCAUCACAUCCCCCACCAUUCAAGAUGACCGAUUUCUCUAUUACGCUGAAAAGUGUGUUCACAGUUCUGAGAAAGAAGACCAUGCAGUAAGACUACGUAUCACAACAGAGGACUGGAAUUAAAAGGAGAGUUUUCCCAAAAUGAAAAGUCUCAUCAUUUACUCACCCUCAUGCCAUCCCAGAACACAAAUUAAGAUUCAUAGAAAAAUAUCUCAGCUCUGUCGGUCCUCACAAUGCAAGUGAAUGGUGACCAGAACUCAGAAGGUCAAAAAAGGACAUAAAGGGAGCAUAAAAGUAAUCCAUAAGACUUCAGAGGUUAAAUCCAUA
Messenger RNA from Xyrauchen texanus (razorback sucker), 4200 nucleotides. It is a transcript of the gene sanbr, whose product is annotated as SANT and BTB domain regulator of CSR. The transcript is spliced from 21 exons. NCBI's taxonomy places the organism in Eukaryota, Metazoa, Chordata, Actinopteri, Cypriniformes, Catostomidae. The record is from RefSeq and is a predicted model, not a curated record. The coding region runs from base 495 to 2702 and encodes 735 amino acids.